Capra hircus (goat) is the source of this 2780-nucleotide messenger RNA. Its product is annotated as calcium-binding mitochondrial carrier protein SCaMC-1-like. The transcript is spliced from 9 exons. Gene Ontology annotation, biological process: transmembrane transport. The coding region runs from base 1464 to 2627 and encodes 387 amino acids. Gene Ontology annotation, molecular function: calcium ion binding; ATP transmembrane transporter activity. NCBI's taxonomy places the organism in Eukaryota, Metazoa, Chordata, Mammalia, Artiodactyla, Bovidae. Gene Ontology annotation, cellular component: mitochondrial inner membrane. The record is from RefSeq and is a predicted model, not a curated record.
GGUCUAGUGGUUUUCCCUACUUUCUUCAGUUUAAGCCUGAAUUUGGCAAUAGGAGUUCAUGAUCCUUAUGGAUGUAGUGAGAGAUGAUGCUAAACAUACUGCAAUGCACAGGACAACAAAGUUAUCUGGUCUCAAAUGUCAGUCGUGGCAGAGUUGAGAAACCCUGCCUAUCCCAACCACAAGCUCCUUGCUCCUCCCUUCCAGCUGACCAUGCCCUUUACUUCACUGAGGAAGCAGAGGUGAACUGGCAUCAAUGUCCUCAGAUUUCUGGCCUUCUCAUAAUGUGUCCUGAGCUGUAAAAUAGGGAUCUUAUUAGUGCCUGUCUCAUAGGACCAUUAUGAUGACUCUACUGUCUCUCACCUGUUACCGUAACAGUCUUAUAACCAGCCUUCCUGCCCUUAUCUCUCACCUGUUACUGUAACAGACUUAUAACCAAUCUUCCUGCCCUUACCUCUCAGCAUCACUUCUUCCACACUGCCAUCAUAUGGCAUUUCUGAAAGUACAUCUCAUUAGUUCAUAGCCCUCCUCUUCAGGGGUGGACAAUGUUGGUGGGAAAAGUGUAAACCUCUUAGUAUGGUAUUGAAGGUUUCCUGAUUUCCUGAAAGGUGUUGUGUUUGGUGGGACAGUUCUCCAACUUGCAGAUAUGCAGGGAUCCAGGUUCUUUCUCUCUUGUGACUAUGUUCUGUUCAAGGGUCUCAUCAUCAUCUGCAUUUAGCUGGUGAAAGGAAUGAGCGUGGGGGAAGACAUGUGAGAGGAUUUUAUUGGCUAGGCCUAGAAGUGCACACAUUACUUUCACUUGGAUUUUGUUGGAGAGAUCUUGGUCACAGGACCAUGCUUAACUGCAAGGGAGACUGGGAAGUGUAAUCUAGCCAUGUGUCCAAAGAAGGCAGUGAGGAAUUUUGGCGGAUGGCUGGUGAUCUUUGCUACAUUUCUCACACCUUUGUUUCUUUGUUUGCUCACCUUUUGCUAUUCAUUUUAAAAAUAUUUGAGUCCCUUCUAUCUCUGUCCCUUCUUCAGAGCACUCACCUCUUUGUUACCCUCUGAUGCUUGAUCAUUUUCUACCAUUGUGAUUUUGGUGUCUUCCCUAUUAGCCUGUAAGCUUCUGGAGCACUGGGAUUAUUGCUGACUCAUUUCUGUUUCUCAAGCGUUUAGUUCCUUACAUAUUUAUUGAGUGAAUGAAUACAUGCAUGGCUGUUGAGUAGAAGAGUAGUCAAUUGCUAAAGUUCUUUAAAAUUCCAGUACUCAAAGAUUCUAUGUUUUCAGUGUUAGAAAUUUUGCUCUAAAAAUAAGGCACUGGUAAUUUGUGGCAGAUUGAUUUACAUGUGAUAAAUAUAUAAAUAUUUAAAUGCUGUAAUUUAUCUACCUUGUGUGAAUGUAUCUCUAAUAUCAUUUUUUCUUUCUUGUAGAUAAUUUUAAAAUCUGUGGUUGAUAAUGAGCAUAAUCUGCUGGACCUUGACACAUUUAUGCAGUAUAUAAAAGAUAAUGAGAUAAACAUGAAAUUGACUUUUAAGAGUUUGGACACAAAUAAUGAUGGAGUGAUUGAUCCUUCAGAAAUUAUCAAUAGUCUCAACUUAAUAGGUAUACAUAUUUCUGAAAAAGAGGCAUUGAAGAUUCUUGAAAGCAUGGAUGCUGAUGGAUCACUGACAGUAGAUUGGGAUGAGUGGAGGAAGUAUUUUUUAUUUAAACCUGCAAGAAAUAUGGAGGAAAUUGCCCAUUACUGGAGCCAUUUUACCGGAAUUGACAUGGGAGAUAGAUGGACUUUUCAUAAUUUAGUUGAUGAAAAGAGAAAAUCUGGCCGUCUAUGGAAAUAUCUGUUGGCUGGAGGCAUAGCGGGUACGUGUGCUCGAACAUGUACAGCGCCAUUAGAGCGUCUGAAAACCCUCAUGCAGGCUCAGAGUUUAGAAACGAAGAAUGUGAAGAUAAUGAGCCAUUUAAUAGAGAUGAUGAAAGAGGGCGGAGUCAUUUCUUUGUGGAGAGGAAAUGGUACGAAUGUUCUCAAGCUUGCUCCUGAAAUAGCUGUUAAGAUCUGGUCUUAUGAACAGUAUAAGGAGUAUCUUUCUUCUGAAGAAGGCAGUUUAGGAACACUUGAGAAAUUUGCUUCUGCUUCUUUGGCUGGUGCCACUUCUCAGUCUUUCAUUUACCCCUUAGAGGUUUUAAAAACUAAUUUGGCUGUAAGUAAAACUGGACAGUACUCUGGGCUAUUGGACUGUGCCAGGAAGAUCUGGAAGCUUGAAAAGAUUACAGGCUUUUACAAAGGCUACAUUCCUAGUCUUCUGACUGUCAUACCGUAUGCGGGUGUAGAUAUCACUCUCUAUGAGCUUUUGAAGACUCACUGGCUAAACACUCAUGCAGAAGACCCUGGAUUGGUGAUUUUGAUGGGAUGUUGUGCCUUCUCUAACUUUUGUGGUCAGUUUGUCAGCUACCCACUGAAUCUAGUGAGAACUCGCAUGCAGGUUCAAGGAGUUCCACAGCUAAAUAUGAUUAGCGUCUUUUAUAAAAUUUAUAAAAGACAAGGAGUGACAGGAUUUUUCAGAGGCAUGACUCCAACUUUCUUAAAGUUGUUUCCUUCAGUUUGCAUAAGCCGUAUGGUUUACGAAUCAGUAAAACCACUCUUGGGAAUAGCAUAAAAAUGAAGUCCUGAACUAUCAUUUGAUGUACAUUUAUAAGCAUGAACAUGUCUUUACUUUCUCAUUAAACUUCAAGAGAUCUGUAUUAAAAUAUGAUGUAUCUAUUUUCCAAAAAGAUAAACAUAUAAACUAGACUUAAAUAUUAAAUUUUAA